AUUAUCAUAUCACGCGAAGAUUGACAUUGCACACCCAGAUUAGAUACAAAAAUUAAAAAAACAACAUUUAGGUUGUUCCUUUUUUAUUUAAAGAACUUUUAAGUUUUUAAAACGAAUAAUGUUUAAUCCUAAAGACUAUGGUCUGGCGGAUGAUUUUCGCCUUACAAAUUUCUCAACCUUACGCGGCUGAGGCUGCAAACUCCCUCAAGAUGUUCUUCUCAAAUAUCUUGAGGCUCUACAAAUUCUAAAUACAUCUCCUUGGCUUAAUAAAAGUGAAAAUAAUGUCGAACAAUCAAUUGGUAGUGGUAUGGAUUGCGCUGUCAUACCACUAACGCGCCACAAAAACUUAUCCCUUGUCCAAACUGUUGACUUCUUCUAUCCUCUGGUUGAUAAUCCCAAAAUAAUGGGCAAAAUUGCUCUGGCUAAUGUACUGAGUGAUGUCUAUGCUGUGGGUGUGACCUCAAUUGAUAAAUUCAGCUUGAUUCUUAGUUCUCCGACUGGAUUCACAUCUGAUCAACGAGAUGUGAUUCUCCCUCUAAUAAUUGAAGGUUUUAAUGAAUCGGCUAAGCUGGCUGGGUGUCAAGUUGGUGUGCGGAAUAUUGCAAUCAACGAAUGGUGUAUUAUUGGAGGAAUAGCAAGUUCUGUCUGCAGGAGUGAUGAAAUUAUCAUGCCUUCAAAUGCCAAGCCAGGUAAUGCAAUUGUUCUGACCAAACCGAUAGGAACACAAUUAGCAACAAACGCAAAUAUCUGGUGGAGUGAAAAAGGUGAAAAAUACGAAAAGCUAUCAACUCACAUCACUGACCAGGAUAUUCUUGAAACCUUUCAAAUAGCGAUUGAAUCAAUGACCCAUCUCAAUAUGAAUGGCGCCUCCCUGAUGCACAAAUAUUCGGCUACUGCCGCUACGGAUGUUACUGGAUUCGGUCUUCUCGGACAUGCCCUAAACUUGGCCGAAUACCAAACAGACUGUGUAGAGUUUGUCAUAGACAAACUUCCCAUCAUAAAGAACGUUAUGAAGAUUGGUGAGUUAGUUGGACAGAAUAAGAAAUUGAAAAGUGGCCGAGCUGUGGAGACUUCUGGAGGUUUAUUAAUUUGCCUGCCAGCUAAAAAUGCACAAGCUUUUUGUGACGACUAUGCUAACAUGCAUGGUAACAAACAAAAAGCAUGGAUUGUUGGACAUGUUAGGGCUGCCGACAAGAGAAGCGCAUCUCUUGCCGACAAUGUUGAUUUAAUCGAAAUUGAGCUCUAAGAGAGAUGUAUUUAAGAUUCCUUUAUUUUAUUGUUUUUUUAUUCCGGAUUUCUUUUCAAAACAGAACUAAAAUUUGUCCAACGUAUGACAGAUAUAUCUUAAAGGUCUCAAGAUCAGGAUAUAUCUCGAUAUCUUUUUUUUGGUAUUUUAGUUUUUGUUUUGGAAUGUGCCUUAUUAUUCAAAAUAAAAUUAUAUAUUUUUAUAAUAGA
This is a messenger RNA of Eupeodes corollae, 1455 nucleotides long. RefSeq names its product selenide, water dikinase 2 (gene Sps2). Gene Ontology annotation, molecular function: selenide, water dikinase activity; ATP binding. Gene Ontology annotation, cellular component: cytoplasm. Lineage: Eukaryota; Metazoa; Arthropoda; Insecta; Diptera; Syrphidae. Gene Ontology annotation, biological process: L-selenocysteine biosynthetic process. The transcript is spliced from 4 exons. The record is from RefSeq and is a predicted model, not a curated record.